This is a messenger RNA of Cordyceps fumosorosea ARSEF 2679, 1686 nucleotides long. Its product is annotated as X-Pro dipeptidyl-peptidase. NCBI's taxonomy places the organism in Eukaryota, Fungi, Ascomycota, Sordariomycetes, Hypocreales, Cordycipitaceae. The coding region runs from base 1 to 1686 and encodes 561 amino acids. The transcript has a single exon. The record is from RefSeq and is a predicted model, not a curated record.
AUGGAUGCUGUCUGGGUAGCUCGUCCUGUCGCAAACGCGGGUGAUGACUUCCACGAGUCCAUGCCCGACCGCGUCCGACGUGUCGGUCUGGACAUUGAAGAACUAGAAAACUAUUAUCGUGUCUCCGUCUCGCCGCAAAGGCAUGCACGACUGCGUCAAUUCCUCAGCGACGAGCUUGACUCCCUCUUCGACCUCGACUUCCAACAGCUGUCCAAGCAGGACCAAGUCGACUUUUUGCAGCUCCGCAACCACCUUGAUCGAACAACGCAGCAGCUCCAGGCGGAACGAGAGCUCAUCUCUCGGAUCGAGCACCUCUUCCCCUUCUCAGAUAUUGUCGUCGAGUUAUCCGAAGCGCGUGAGGCCGUGAAGCCGCUUGAAAACGCCUACUUCGCUGACCAAGUUAAUGCCGUCGCAAAACUGGCGCAGCAGACGCAGCACGGUGUCGUGGAUGGGAAGCUGCACGCUACAAAGACGGACGCAUUCAAGGCCUCCAAAAUCAUUAAUGAGCUUCAGAAACAUCUCGAAGAAAUACGAAGGUUCUUCGGCUCCUAUGACCCAUCCUUUGAUUGGUGGGUUACAGCGCCACUCAAGCAAGCCGUCGCCGCAUUGCGCGAACACAAGGUUGCUGUUGAGCGACACCUUGUCGGCAUUGGGCCUGAUGGCGAGGAUGAAAUCAUUGGCCAGCCGAUUGGACGGGAGGCGCUGCUCGUCGAACUCGAGGCCGAGAUGAUUGCCUACAGCCCCGAGGAGCUACUCAACCUCGCCGACGAGGUCUUCCGGUGGUGUGAGACGCAGAUGAAGACUGCCUCGUGCGAGCUCGGCUUCGGCGACGACUGGAAGCGGGCGCUCGACUACGUCAAGACGCAGCACGUCGCUCCGGGCGAGCAGCCGGCGCUCGCCAAGGCGCUCGCGCUCGAGGGUGCCGCGUACGUCAAGAAGCACGACCUCGUCACGGUGCCGCGCGUCGCCGACGAAACGUACCGCGCCAACAUGAUGCCUGCCGCGCUGCAGAAGACGGCGCCAUUCUUCCUCGGCGGCUCCGGCAUCCUGAUCGCGUACCCGCUCGCGGACAUGGACCACGACCUGAAGCGGAUGGUGCUCCGCGGCAACAACCGCCACUUUGCGCGCGCCACCGUCUUCCACGAGCUGGUGCCCGGCCACCGCCUGCAGUACUACUACAACGGCAGGUACAACAGCCACCGCCGCCUGUUCUCGACGCCGUUCUGGAUCGAGGGCUGGGCGCUCUACUGGGAGCUGCGGCUCUGGGACCGCGGCGACUUCUUCGCGUCGCCCGAGGACCGCGUCGGCACGCUCUUCUGGCGCAUGCACCGCUGCGCGCGCAUCGUCUUCUCGCUCCGCUUUCACCUGGGCGAGUGGUCGCCGCAGCGGUGCGUCGACCUGCUGGUGGACGGCGUCGGGCACGAGCGGGCCACGGCUGAGGCUGAGGUCCGCCGCUCGUUCGCGGGCGACUACCCGCCGCUGUACCAGGCCGGCUACCUGCUCGGCGCGCUGCAGUUUGACGCCCUGCGCGGCGAGGUCCUGCGCGAGGGCAGUGUCUCGGAGAAGCAGUUCCACGACGCCAUCUUGCGUGGCGGCAGCAUGGCUGUCGAGAUGGUGCGUGCCCUUCUGCUAGACCUGCCACUGUCGCCGGAUUAUAAACCCCACUGGCGAUUCUACAAGAAAUAG